Molecule: messenger RNA, 2175 nt
Organism: Anguilla rostrata (American eel)
Lineage: Eukaryota; Metazoa; Chordata; Actinopteri; Anguilliformes; Anguillidae
Exons: 1
Coding region: 406-1218 (270 amino acids)
Source: RefSeq, a predicted model, not a curated record
UAAAUGACCAUAAAGAAAGAGUGUGAAAGAAUACUGAGAGAGAAGGGGGAAGAGAUGCAGAGAGAGAAAGAGGUGCUGAAGGCAAAACACGAAGAGGAGAUUAAAGAGAUGCAGAGUAGGAUGGAAGAGCAAAGACUUCAAGAAGAGGAAGAAAGAAACCGUCGGGAAAAAGAGCUGAAAGACAAAGAAGAAUAUUUAAGGAAAGAAUGCGAAGAGUGGAAAAAAGAGAGCUAGAGGAAAAAGAAAGAAGAGGUGAGGAAGAGAAAAAGAAGGAAAAACAAGAAUUAGAGUGGAAGGGGAAAAUGGAUAAGAUAGAGAAAGAGAAAUCUAGAAUGAAAAAGGAGUUGAAACAUAGGGAAGAUGAGGAAAAAAAUAGGGUAGAAAGAGGAGAAACAGAGACAAGAGAUGAUAGAAAAACAAAGCAGAGAAAGGAAAGAAUUUGAGGACAAGCAAGCAGAAGAAAAGAAAAAUAGAGAGAGAGAGGAGCAGGAGAGGAAAAACCGUGAGAAGAGAGAAAGAAGGGAGUGGAAACAGAAAAUGAAAGACACAGAAAAGGAGAAAAAAGAGACACAAGAAGACAUGAAGAAAAGAACUGAGGAAUGGGAACAGGAAAGAAAAACAGAACAGAUAAGGAAAGAGGAACAAGAGAAGAAAAGGAAACAGAAAGAAGAGCAAGAAAGAAGAGAGUGGGGUGAGAAACAAAAGAAAAUGAGGGAUGAGUUUGAGAAAGAAAGGGAACAAGAAAGACAAAAGAGAGAAAAGGAAAGGAGAGAUAAAGAGGAAAUUGAGAGGGAUCUUGAAGAAAAGAAAAGGCAGUUGAAAAAACAAGAAGAGGAAUGGGACAAGGAAAGAAAACAGGACAGAGAGAGAAGAGAUAAAGAGGAUGAGCAGAGAAGAGAGGAGGAGAGAGAAAGGCUGGCAAGACUACAGAAGGAAUUUGAGAGGGAACGAGAAGUAGAGUGCCGGAAGAGAAAGAUGGAAGAUGAGGCCAGGAAAGAAAGAGAAGAAAAAGAACGUAAAGAAAUGGAGGAAGACUACAAAAGCAAAAUGAAAGAAAUGGAGAGGAAUUAUGAAGAAAAAGCAAGAAAACAAGCAGAGGAAUCUAAUGAUUUUAAAAAGAAAUUUAAUGACCUGGAAGAGACUUUGAAGAAGUUGAAGGAGAAAGACCAAAAAGAAAUUGAUGACUUGAAAGCGAGUGGCAAUUGUGUAAUACUGUAAAGCUGCAACAGGCAUGCUUUCCUGUGAAGGGCACUGGAACAUAACAUUACCCAAAUGGUGCAUUUCACUAAUGUGAAAUGUACCAAUUGGACAAAAAGCAGGAUUUUGAAACAAUGAAUAUCAGGAGAUUUUUUUAAUUCAUGCUUUUUCCCCUAAAUAGCUAAUCAUACCCACACUGCAAUGCUCAUCAUAACCUCAUCAUGUCGAUUUGAGAGAACUCAGACAGAACAGAACAGACACUUUCUGAAGCACGUGUUGCUGUCUUUCGGAUGAGGUUCUGACUCACUGUGGUCAUUAAAGAUCCCAUGACACGUAUCGCUAAGAGUAGGGGGUUCCCCGGUGUCCUGGCUAAAUCCCAGGUCUGGCUUUCACAAACUGCCACCAAAAUCAUCCCCAGAUUUAAUUGGCUAAAAUAUGUUCUCUCCCUCUCCACCUUCGCUAAUGUGUGGUGAGCUUUCUGGUGCAAAAUGGCUUCCAUGCAUCACCCAGGUGGGUGCUACGCAAUGGUGGUGGGUGAGGUGAGUUCCCCCUGAGUGUAAAGCACUUUGAGCAAUCAAAAGGUGCUAUAUAAAUGCUAUAAGGAUAUUGUUAUUAUAUAUCAAACCACUGCUUCUUAAGCCACAGUUUGCAAGUUGGGCUCGCUCAAACAUGAGCAAGAGGAAAACAGGGUGGCAAACUUUAGUCUUAUAGUGAUGAUAGUAUAGUAUAGUAUUCACAGACUGGGGUGGAGUGGAUGGGGGAUGGUGUAAGCAUGUGAUCUCAGUCAUUUGAGUGUGGCUCAAGGCAAAUAGUUUUUAGUUUUUUAGUUUAGUUUUAUUAUUUUUGCACAAUUUAAAAAAUACACAAAAAUGACAAAGAUAGCAAAUCAUAUACAGUGCAGGGAGAGGCAGAAAACCCAGUGGGCUUAUUUGAAGCCUCCACCUAAAUAAUGUUAAAAAUUCACAAUAUUAUAAAGAA